CUGGUGGAUUAUUUGACUUUCCCAGUCAUGGUUCUUGAUAGUGAUAUAAUGCAGAGAGCUCCUCUCCUCUACCCAUCUAUAACAUGGCCUAGGUAGAGCAGGCGUGCUCUCUGGGAUAGGACAGAUGGGUGGGGGAAGAGGUGUAAUACGGUCAUCACCAGCUCCUCCCUGUACCUCGCUAAGCACCGUGUGGCAACCUCACAUUUGAUCUCUAAGCACGCACAGGCAGACGGUGAGAUUUGCGUUCGCUGAUAAUUCCCUGGCUUCGGACUUCACCCUCAUCGACAGGACGAACACAGCGGUAAACAUUCGAUUUGGUUUUCCUUUACUUUCCCUCACUUUUCGAACGUUUAGAUGCGCCUUUUUAACCGUUGACUUGACUGAACGCCAGACUGGAAUCCCCCCUGGCUCGCAUCUUCAAACGAGGAACUAUUAUGAGGAAACCUUUGGGGACUCCAGACCCUGUCAGGUUCCGAGGCGCCUGCAGUUUUAUUUAAAAGCAAACAGCUGCACCAUGUGCACAGGGCCCUAGGCCUGCAGGCACGACUGUUGGAGUCACACAAGCUCUCCCCUCUCCCCCAUCAUGGUUCUUCGCGCCCGCACAGACAUGGCCCAGUGUGAGGCUCACUGGGACCCCCGGAAAAGGAGGAGUCAUUGGCUUCACAUGCGCAGAAAACUCCGGCCGUCUCGCCUCAUUGGAUUCGUCCUGACUUUGGUAGCGCUGUGCGUGCUCUUCUCUUGGAGUGCCUUGAAGUGGACGGUAGUGCCCUCUUACCAGAGCUGGUUUUUUGGUUCCUCCUCGUCCUCCUCUUCCUCCUCCUUGUCUGAUGCCAGCCUGUUGUUGGAGACAGCGCCACACAGAACCCUGCUCUCCAGUGAGCAGCACGCCAACGCCACUGCCUCCCCUGACGACCAUCCCAUUGCCAUGAGGUCGUCAGAAGAAGGUGGAGACUACCCCACGGACUUGUUCAGCCUGGAGGAAAGGAGGCAAGGCUGGGUGGCGCUGCAUAUGUUUGGGAUGUUGUAUAUGUUCAUCGCCUUAGCUAUCGUGUGCGACGAGUUUUUCGUGCCAGCGCUGACUGUCAUCACGGAGAAGCUGGAGAUCUCCGACGAUGUGGCCGGGGCCACCUUCAUGGCAGCUGGUGGGUCCGCUCCAGAGCUAUUCACCUCCGUCAUCGGGGUCUUCGUCUCCCACAGCAACGUGGGCAUCGGCACCAUCGUGGGCUCGGCCGUCUUCAACAUCCUGUUUGUCAUCGGGAUGUGUGCCAUCUUCUCCAGGGAGAUCCUCAACCUCACCUGGUGGCCCCUUUUUCGGGAUGUGUCCUUUUACAUUAUAGGCCUGAUCAUGCUCAUUGUGUUCUUCCUGGAUAACUACAUCUCCUAUUUUGAAAGCAUCGGCCUCCUCAUGUGCUACGUUUCCUAUGUGACCUUUAUGAAGUUCAACGCUACAGUUGAAGUUAAGGUCAAGAGCUUGAUGGGCCAGAACCAGGUGGAUGAGCUGGACUCUGCUCCCAAGGCAGAACCCGAUCCUGAUGAAAACAAGUUAUCGGCUAAGCCUCGCCUGCAGAGAGGAGGAAGCUCAGCAUCACUGCACAACACCCUGAUGAGACACAGCAUCUUCCAGCUCAUGAUCCACACGCUGGACCCACUCAGUGAAGACACUGAUUAUUCUACUUUUUCAGGGAGAUUCAAAGAGAAAGUUGUUGCUAUGCGUAAUAUUGCAAAGAAGAAAGGCGAGGAUGAAGCCAAUGGGGACAAAAAUCUCCCAAACAGCUCGAAUGUUGCAGUGGAGGUCACACCACCCAUGAAUGGCAGUGCUGUCGGAGGGGAGGAGGAGGAGGAAGACGAAGAUAAGCCCCUGAGUUUGGCAUGGCCAGAUACCUGCCGCAAGAGAGUGACAUACCUCCUCAUCUUCCCUAUUGUCUUCCCUCUAUGGCUCACCUUGCCUGACGUCAGGAGAGAUUCUGCAAAGCCGUUCUUCCCUAUCACCUUCAUUGGGUCCAUCAGUUGGAUUGCAGCUUUCUCCUAUCUGAUGGUGUGGUGGGCUCACCAGGUUGGAGAGACCUUUUAUAUUACAGAAGAGAUAAUGGGAUUGACUAUAUUAGCAGCUGGCACCUCAAUCCCUGACCUAAUCACCAGUGUCAUAGUUGCUCGCAAAGGUCUUGGAGACAUGGCUGUGUCAAGCUCUGUAGGGUCCAACAUAUUCGACAUCACCGUUGGAUUGCCGUUUCCCUGGUUGCUGUUUUCGAUCUUGAACGACUGGAGUGCAGUGUCGGUGAGCAGUGCCGGGCUCUUCUGUGCCAUCGUCCUGCUCUUCCUCAUGCUGCUGUUCGUCAUCAUCUCCAUCGCCGCCUGCAAGUGGAGGAUGAGCAAGAUUCUGGGCCUCCUCAUGUUCCUGCUCUACUUCGUCUUCCUCAUUGUGUCUGUCAUGCUGGAGGACAAAGUCAUCAGCUGUCCCGUGUCCAUCUGAGCACGAGACCUCUGGCCUCCCCUAGCCUGACCAAGCACGAGACUUCACACAAUUACUCACUCAGUGUUCACGCACAAUGCAUGCGUGGACACCAACAUCUCACUGUGGACGCCACUGCAGAGGUCUUCUACUCUUUUGUACUUAAACACAAAGACACCGCUCUCCUCUUCUACAGCCCCUAACACGGGGUCACAGGUCAUCAGGACACUGAGAGCAGACACCACGCCCAAAUAAAACAUCAGAGGCUAAAACAACACAGCUAUGGGAGUCUACCUAUAAAUGCCCAUAAUGUAGUAUUGUAUCCAGUGAUGCUGGUGGAAUUAUGUCUUCAAAGGAUUUUCAUGAAAGCAAGAAAGAGACUGCUGACUGUGUUUUCCCACCUGAGGACACACUUUGAGAGCAGCUAUGGCAAACCAGCAGGCAGCCCAAAAUGCUGAUUCUGCUGCUGCUGCGGGCGCUGCUGUGAUCUGGGACAAGAAGAGGGCAUAAAAUGACUGAUCUAGUGAUACCAAAAGAAGACAUAAAGAUAUGAGGAGACAAUGCUACAAUAACACGGGAGGUGAUGGCAAUGCACAAACCACAAGGACAAGUGAAUCUAAAGGAGGAGAACGAGUGUGUCUUUGUCUUAGGAGGCAUAUGACAUGUCCUCGGAAACUGUAUAUUAGCGCUGACAAUGCCAGUGAAAGGAAUAUAUUUAUCUAUAAAUGUGUAUUUACUGUCAAUUAUAUUUAUAUUCAUGACACAACCCACUUUGAAGUUGGUAUAUGGUGCACUCCACAGAGGCAUACUGUAUGCAACCAGGAGCCUUCUGUCACAACAAUGAAUGCAAAAUUUCACACUCAGUUUCCGAAGCUUGCAGGAUGACUAAAUUUGCUUCAUGUUAUGGUAUGGUGUUGAUCAGUCACUUGAAUGUAUGUUUGUUUGUUUGUUUGUUUGCUUACAUGUUUAAUUUCUUUGCAUCAACUUUUAAUAUCCAGUAACCAUUGGCCACAAGCCAUAAGAAUAGUAUUUGGGUUUGUAGUUCUAUAUCAAAUUAAGCUACCUGUUGGCACAGACUGUGACCGAAACACACAUACACAUUCACACAAACAUGCACAAAAGUCAACGAGCACACAGAUGAAAAAAAUGUACAUAAUUUCAUAAUAUGAGUUUUUGAUGUAAUAAUAUAUGGCAGUCUAUCCUGUUCACUUUCCAAUUAAGUUUUAUAUCUCUAGACAAAAAUGAAUGAUCAGCACCAACAAAUAUUCCCGAAGGCCGCUCAUAUAUCACUUAUAAUUGUAAAUGUGUAAUUAUGGGUUUUUAGAUUCACAUAUCAAAUGCAUAUGUUUCUUAUAUCACACUGAAAUGACGUGAUUUGUUAAAAAAAAAUGUAGGGAGCACUUUCAGAAUGCACACUUAUGCAUAGAGUAUUUAUUGGUCUCAAGCAGUAUUCUUCAAACACAUCACAGCUUUUGCUAGGCACAGGGAUGGACAAGGCCAAUUUAUAUGGGAUAUGUUUAAUAUGUGUAAAUUGGCCUAUGCAGGACACUUUGCAUGAAAUAUGCUUCUUUUAAAUUGUGCAAUGUGUUUGGGUUCAAUUUCUAUGCAGACUAUUUAAGCUUGCUAUCCAUGAACACAUUCCAUGUUUUUUUGCAGAUCCUUCUGUAAUCAUUUGAGCAACAACCACCAUUGCAGUCAAAUUCUGACCGUUUUAUAGAU
This is a messenger RNA of Sardina pilchardus (European sardine), 4168 nucleotides long. RefSeq names its product solute carrier family 24 member 2 (gene slc24a2b). Gene Ontology annotation, molecular function: calcium channel activity; calcium, potassium:sodium antiporter activity. The transcript has 10 exons. Lineage: Eukaryota; Metazoa; Chordata; Actinopteri; Clupeiformes; Clupeidae. Gene Ontology annotation, biological process: intracellular calcium ion homeostasis; calcium ion transmembrane transport. Gene Ontology annotation, cellular component: plasma membrane. Bases 584 to 2470 code for a protein of 628 amino acids. The record is from RefSeq and is a predicted model, not a curated record.